Molecule: messenger RNA, 546 nt
Organism: Puccinia graminis f. sp. tritici CRL 75-36-700-3
Lineage: Eukaryota; Fungi; Basidiomycota; Pucciniomycetes; Pucciniales; Pucciniaceae
Exons: 3
Coding region: 1-546 (181 amino acids)
Source: RefSeq, a predicted model, not a curated record
AUGACUUCCUCGAGGCCAAUGUCAAUCGCCUCAACCGACGCUACUAUUACUGGUACCUGCUCGGAUUCUGAUUCCAUCGACGAGCGUUCGUCGUUUGAUUACGAUUCCAGCAACAUUUGUUCGCCAGUCGACUAUGAUUCAGUCGACAAGCGGUCUUCGACUCAUCCCGCCGAUUAUUCCAAUUUUAGCCCAGCGUUCACCCGCGACACCUUUUCGCUCGAAGAAAUACACGACCUGAGAAUCCUGAUUACAGACGAACUCAUCCGCUUCGCCAGGAGCUCCCGCGCCGCCAAUGAAACAGAUCGAAUUCAGCGUUUACGGUUGUACAGCCGUGUCGAAGACCUGUUUUCGACUCUUUACAUGCAUCAGCUAGGCCCGCCCAUGGAACUUCGAAGGGCCUUAAUCCAGGCUAAAGGGGAGGAAGAGAAGAAGAAAGAUAAGGAAGAGAUGAUUGUUUUUCACAAGGAAGUUGAGGCUCAGUCAGAGGAAGUGACUGAAGAGUAUGUGUCAGAAAUUAAGGCCAUGAUAGAAAACCAAGGUAUGUAA